Messenger RNA from Gongylonema pulchrum, 237 nucleotides. The record is from the annotation of a GenBank genome assembly. NCBI's taxonomy places the organism in Eukaryota, Metazoa, Nematoda, Chromadorea, Rhabditida, Gongylonematidae.
AUGAAUGCAAGCGGUGAAAGCGCCCUGAAAAUUAUGUGCGCAUUCAGAAGAUCGGCGAAAUUACGUACAGAGUCGUCUACAAGGCCUCGAACAAGAGGAACGACAAACGAGGAGGAAGGGACACUGGGAACGACGGCCCGAGAGGUCGCGCUGCUCAAGGAACUAAGUCAUCCGAACAUCGUGAUUUUGAACGAGAUCGUGCUGAAAACGAACUGUAUGUAUCUGUCAUUCGAGUAG